AUGGGCAGGGAAGACCCUGCACGCCCGGGGUGCCAUCGGCGAGGGCACCUGGUGGCUCUGACCGUGAGCCUCUUCCUCACCUGCUGGCCAGGGUCAGUGGCAACCACCACCGUGGAUCUGAGGGACAAGGAACCUGGAGGCACCACACGGCCAAUGGGUAGCUUCACAUCUCUGGAGACCAUCAGUCUGGAGCUAACAGUCGAGGGUGGGGACCUCACUCAGGAGGUCAUCACCUCCAGUCCCAAGGGAGCAAGGACCAUCAGCAUGCAAACAAGUCUUUCUAGGGCUACAUCACUGGGUACACCUACCUUGGACACAUUAGCCACAGCUUCCUCAUCAGGGACUCACUUGGCUGUGACUCAGGGAUUUCCACACUCAAAGAUGACUGCUCUAACGAGCCAAGGUCCUGAAGAUGUAUCACGAACAAUUCCUGCUUCUGUGGAAGAAACCACCUCUUUGUCUUCUGUGACACCCAUCUCUGCCACAACCUCAUCUUCUCACGUUGUGUUGACAUUACAAGGGCAAAGUACCUCCUCUCCUCUACCUGUGACCUCACAUCUCUUGCCUGAGAACUCUGGCCGGGGAAAGAUCACAGACACAUUGAGGCCCAGCCUGGAACCUGACACCAGUUUGCCACCAAAUUUGAGCAGCAGCUCACUUGAGACUCCGGUCACCACAGAAACAAAAGCAAUGGGUCCUUCCACAAACACAGCAGUGACACCUGUAGGGGAUACCAGUUCUGGACGUGAAUCACACUCUCCUGUCCUGGCCCCCGCACAGCCAUCCAAAGCUACAUCUUCAGUGGUUACCUCCUCUACCACGGGGGACAUAACUGCUUUCACAUCGAUGUCUGGCUCAUCUGAGACUAUAAAGAUUGAGAGAGAGUCCGUGUCGUCUCUGAAUACUGGGCUUAGGGAGACAAGUACCUACCAGAAGACCAUCUCUGCUACAGAAAUAAGCACUGCCAUUUCUAAUGUGUCUACAAAUGAUGCUACUACUGAGGUCACGAGGACACAAGCUACCUCAUCUAGCAGGAUAUCCAUUCCAAGUCCUCACUUCAAAACUUUUCCAAACACACCUACAGAAAGCAGAACCAGCCCCUCCACAUCCAUGCUCAUGACAGAAUCUUCAGAAGUGACCGUCACCACCCAAACAGGUCCUCCAAGCAUGACAACACAAAGUACCCUGACCUUGGACACAUCAACUCCAGCCUCCGGGGAAGGAACCCACUUAGCUGUGACUCAGAAAUUUCCGCAAUCAGAGAUGACCACUGUCAUGAGCAAAGGUCCUGAAGAUAUGUCUUGGACAAGUCCCACCUCCAUGGAGGAGACCAACUCUCCAUCUUCCCUAGAACCCAUUUUCACCACAACCUCACCUUCUGCACCUUUCAUGUUACAAGGGAACAGUACCUUCUCUCCUGUGUCCAAAACCUCAGUCCUCACCUCUGACUUGGGAAAAACCAGAAAAGUGUUGGGCACAAGCUUGGAACCUGUGACCAGUACACCUGAAAGUGUGAACAACAUCUCACAGGAGAUACUAACCUUUUCAGAAGCCACCAGCGAUACAGAAACAACUCAUUCUUCAAGAAUCACAGCAGUAACUGAUAUGGGGAUCACUAAUCCUUCCAAAAACACAGCAGUAACCAAUAUGAGGACCACCGAUGAUGAACACAAAUCACAUUCCUUUGUCUCAACUGACUCAGAACCAUCCAAACCUGUAUUCCCAAUGAAUACAGCCAUCACCAUAGGGAAAACCACUGUUUCCACCCCAAUGUCUAGCUUCUCUGAGACUCCAAGAAUUGAAGCUGAGACAAGUUCCUCCUGGAUGUUUGAAAUGAGGGAAACCAGCACCUCCAAGGAAACCAGCUCAUCCAUGGAGAAAACUAUCCUUCCUGAUAUGAACACUGGUUCUGUUACUGAGGUGACAGGGACGGAAGACAUCUCCUCUAGUGGUGGGCUCAGUCCAAGCCCUGCCAUUUCUACCGUGUCACCAGUAAUCUCCACAGAAACUAGCACAAGACUUUCUACUUUCCCCACAAUGACAGAAUCAACAGAAAUAACUGUCACCAUUGAACAAGGUCAUCCUGCAGCUACAUCACAGAGUACCCUUGAUUGGGACACCUCAACCACAACAUCCAUGGUGGGGACCCACACAGCUGUGACUCAGGGACUUCUAAACACAGUGCUGAUGACUCCCAUGAGCACAGGUGGGACAAGCCCUGCCUCUGUGGAAGAAACCAGCUCUCCAUCUUCCCCAGUGACUUUAUCUGCCAUGACAUCACCCUCCCCUGAGUCUCCCACAUUACCAGGGAGGAGCCCAUCCUCUCCUACCCCUGUGACUUCACUUUUCACCCAUGGUCUGGUGAAGACCACAGACACAUUGGGUACUGGCUUCAAACCUGUGACCAGUUCACCUUCAAUUGAGAUCAGCUCCACCAGUGAGAUACUGUCCACUUCUGGAGUCUCCACAAGUACAGAGGUGAUUCAGCCUUCCGAAAACACAGCCGGGACCCAUGGGGUCAACACAAGUUCUGGACCUGAAGCUCAUUCCUCUGCCCCAGCUGACUCAGAGCCAUCCGAUGUCACAUCUCCAAUCAUUCCUCUUUCCUCUAGAGAGACUGCUGUUUCCACACCAGUGCCUCACUCUACUGAAACUACGACAAUUGAGACAAACUCCACAUCCUCUCUGAGUCCUGAACUGAGAGAGACCAGCACCAUCCAGCAGAACAGUUCAACCACAGAGAAAAUCACUCUUCUUUCCAAAGUGCCCACUGAUACAACUACUGAGCUCUAUAAGACACAACCCAUCUCCUCCAGCAGCACGUUUAUCCCUGGCCCCACUCAAUCCACAGUGUCCCCAGACACCUCUGCAGGCAUUAUCACCAGCCUCUCCACAUCCCCCAUGACCACAGAAUCUGCAGAAAUGACCAUCACCAGCCAGACAGGUCUCCCUGAGGCUACAUCACAGGGCACACUUACCUUGGACACAUCAACCAGCUCUCCAUCUUCCUCAGUGCCUUCAGCUGCCAUGACGUCACCCUCCCCUCAGCCCCCCAUAGUACCAGGGAAGAGCCCCUCCACACCCACCUCUGCGACCUCACUUCUCAACAGUAGUCUCGUGAAGACCACAGAGAAAUUGGGCACCAUAUUUGAACCAGUGACCACUUUACCUCCACCUUUGAGUAGUCCCACCACGGAGACACUUUCCACUUCUGAAUUCUCCAUAGAUACAGUGAAAAUUCUUCCUUCCAUUCACACCACAAUGACCACUGAGGGUUCCAGCAGUUCCAGCCAUGCACUUAGUUCCUCUGGCUCAGUUGUCUCUGAGUCCUCCAGGAUCACAUAUCCUACUUCUUCCAUGGAUGGGACCACCCUUUCCACAUCAAAGCCUUCCUCCUUUGAGACCACAACAUUUGAGACCAAGAAACUUUCCCAUCUGAUGCCUGGACUGAAGGAGACAAGCAUGACCCUGGGUUUCAGCUCCAGCACACUCACAAACACACCUUCAUCGGCUCUGUCCACUCAUGGUUUGAAGAGUCCCAAGACAGAUGUUACCUCUUCUGUGACAUCAUCAGCCCCAGUUCAGUCUCUGCCUACACAGGAGACUGACAUUCCAGUGGAAACAGUCACACACUUUUAUGCUACUCCGUCCGUAAUAGGGUCUGCUGGCAUAACUCUCCCAGAAUCCAGUAUUUCUUUGCCUGUAUCAGCAAGUACUCAUCACCUACACACAGAUAUGCUGUCUUCAGCUGAGACCAUUCUUGCUAACACAUUGACAUCUCCCGUGUCAGAGACCAUGGCUUCCUUUGCCACAUCUGGAGUUCCAGGUGCCAUCUCAGCUACCUCCUCAGAUGGUCCAUUUUCUAGGACAGAAUCAGACCCCGAGGAGGAUACCAGGUCCACUGCUGCAGGCAGUCUACCUUUUUCAGCUUCAACACCAUUCCCCUCUUCAACCUUACAUACUACUGAUCUUUCAGUGAGCUCCCCUUCUCAGUGGAUUACUUCCUCCCCAGCCACCCCAAGCACAGUAGACAGCAACCUUGACACAGAGAGCAGAAGGACUAGUGAAUUACCCUUGGUUACAACCAGUACUCUGCAGACUUGGAACCAGCCAUACAGGACAUCUUUACCACCCAUUAUGGACUCUAGAAUGACAGAGAGUAUUGGUUUGGGAACAGUGACAAGUUCUUUUCAAGUUAUUCCACACUCAACACAGUCAACAACAACUGAUGGCACUGUGAAGCGAAUCACAAAGAUACCCAACGAAGCAGCCCAUGGAGGCACCACCAUCCAUAUUCCCCAGGCAUCCACAUCUGCUAGUCUUACAGAUGAGACCAGCACUGCAGUUCCCAUGACAACUUCAUCUAUUUUCAGUAGAGGACCAGAGACUACGCCCUCACUGGUCCCUAGUUCUGGGGUAGAGACCAGCACUGCAGUUCCCAUAACCACCUCAUCUAUUUUCAGUAGAGGACCAGAGACUAUACCCUCACUGGCCCCUAAUUCUGGGGCAGAAACCAGUGCAGCUGUUCCAACUCUGACUAUUUCCUCGGAUGAACCAGAGACCACAACCUCAUGGGUCACCCAUCCUGCAGAGACCAGUCCAACUGUUUCCAGGGCAAUCUUGAAUGUUUCUCAUAGUGAAUCAGACAGCACACCCCCAACAACUACAAGUUCUGGGAAAGAAGUCAGUACAGCUGUUCCAACUCCUACUGUCUCCCCUGAGGUACUGGGGAUGGUGACCUCAGUGGUUGCUAGUCCUGGGACAGAGACCAGCUCAGCUGAUCAAACUCUGGCUGUUUCCCCUGAGACCAGCACACCUGAUUCCAAAACAACUCUGAAUUUUUCCCCUAAAGAAUCAGACAGCACAUCUUCAGCAACCACCAGUCCAGGGGCAGAAGCCAGUUCAGCCACUCCAGUGAUGACUGUCUCACCUAGCAAACCAGUGAUGGUGACCUCACUGGUCAUUAGUUCUGGGACAGACACCAGUACAACCCUUCCAACUUUGACUGGGUUCCUGCAUGAAUCAGAGUCAACCGUGUCCUUGGUCACCCAGCCUCCAGAGUCCCACCCAACUGUUCCCAAGACAAUGCCUAUUUCCCAGAAUGAAUCAGGUACCGUGCUCUCAGUGGUCACCAGUCUUGGGGCCAAAGUCAGCUCUGCUGUCCCAACUAUAACUGUCUCACCUGGUGUAUCAGGAAUGGUGACCUCACUGGCUACCAGUUCCACAGCAGAGACUAGUUCAACUUCUACAACUCUGACUGAUUUCCUACAUGAAUCAAAGACCACAGCCUCAUGGAUCACUCAUUCUGAGACAAAAGUCAGUUCAACUGUUCCAACUAUGACUGUUUUCCCUGAGAAGUCAGAUACAGCAGUCUCUUUGGUCACCCACCCUGAAGAGACCAGCCCAACUGUUCCCAGGAAAAUCUCCAAUGUUUCUCAUAGUGAAUCAGACACCACAUUCUCAGUGGCUACAAGUCCUGGGGAAGAAUUCAGUUCAGCUGUCCCAGCUACAACUGUCUCACCUGCUGUAUCAGGGAUAGUGACCUCACAGGUUACCAGUUCUGUGGCACAGACCAGCACAACUUUUCCAACUGUGACUGGUUCUAUUCCCCCUGGGAAGCCAGACACAACAGUCUCACUGGUCAUCCAUCCUGAAGAGACCAGCCGAAGUAUUCCCAGGACAACCCCCAGUGUUUCCCAGGGUGAAUUUGACACAACACCUUCAAUAGCCACUAGUCCUGGGGCAGAAGGCAGUUCAGCUGUCCCAGCUAUGACUAUCUCACCUGGUGUAUCAGAGAUGAUGACCUCAUUGAUUACCAGUUCUGUUGUAGAGGCUACUACAACUUAUCCAACUCUGACUGAUUCCACACACAAACCAGAGACAACAGCCUCAGGGAUCAUCCAUUCUGGGACUGAAACAAUUCCAGUGGUUCCAACUAUGACUGUUUCACCUGGGAAGCCAAACACAACAGUCUCAGCUGCCACCCAUCCUGAAGAGACAAGUUCAACUUUACCCAGGACAACCCCCAAUGCUUCCCAUACUGAAACAGACACCACAUUCUCAACAGCCACCAGUCCUGGGACAGAAUCUAGUUCAGCAGUCCCAGCUACAACUGUCUCACCUAGUGUAUCCAAGUUGGUGACCUCUCUGGUUACUAGUUCUGGGGAAGAAAUUAGUACCACUCUUCCAACACUGACUGCUUCUCCAGGUCAAAUGGAAAUCACAGCCUCAUGGACCACAGCCUCAUUGGUAACUCAUCCUGGGGUGCAGGCCAGUUCAGCUACUUCAGUUGUCCUCUCUACUAUGCCAGGUAAAUCAGACAUCACACCCUCAAUGGCUACAAGUUCUGAGGUAGAAGCCAGUUCAGCCAUUUUAACUACAACUAUCUCACCUAGUGUACCAGAUGUUAUGACAUCUCUGAUCACUAGUUCUAGAGCAGAGAUCAGUACAACUUUUAGAACUAUGACUGAUUCUACACACAAACCAGAGGCAACAGCCUUAGCAGUCACCCACUCUGGGACAAAAACAAAUUCAGCUAUUCUAACUACGACUGUUUCCCCUGGGAAGCCAGAUAAAACAGUCUCACUGGUCACCCAUUCUGAAGAGACCAGCCACACUGUUCCAAGGGCAACCUCCUAUGUUUCCCAGGGUGAGUCGGACAUCACACCCUCAACGACUACCAGUCCUGCAGCAGAAGUCAGUUCAGCUGUCCCAGCUAUGACUGUCUCACCCAGUAUACCAGGAAUGGUGACCUCACUGGUUACCAGUUCUGAGGCAGAGACCAGUACCGCUUUUCCAACUUUGACUGAUUCCUUAUAUGAAUCAAAGACCACAACCUCAUGGGUCACCCAUUCUGAGACAAAAGCCAGUUCAGCUGUUCCACCUUUUCCAACCCUGACUUAUUCUUCUCACAAACUAGAGACAACAGCCUCAGAGGUCACCCAUUCUGGGAAAGAAACAAGUUCAGUUAUUCCAACUAUGACUGUUUCUGCUGAGAAGCCAGAUACAACAGUCUCACUGGUCACCCAUCCUGAAGAGACCAGUCCAACUGUUCCCAGGACAACCUCCAAAGUUUCCCAGAGUGAAUCAGACACCACACCUUCAACAGCCACCAGUCCUGGGACAGAAACCAGUUCAGCUGUCCCAGCUACAACUGUCUCACCUGGUGUAUCAGGGCUGGUGACUUCUCUGGUUACCAAUUCCGUGACAGAGAUCAGUACAACUUUUCCAACUCAGACUAAUUCCACACUGAAACCAGAGACUACAGCCUCAGGGGUCACCCAGACUGAAACAAGUUCAGCUGUUCCAAUUCUGAUUUUCUCUCCUGGAAAGUCAAAUACAACCGUCUCACUUGUUACCCAUCCUGAGGAGACCAGUCCAACUGUUCCCAGGACAACCUUCAGUGUUUCCCAUGGUGAAUCAAACACAACACCCUCAGCAAACACUAGUCCUGAGGCAGAAACCAGUUCAACUGUCCCAGCUACAACUGUCUCACUUGGGGUUCCAGGGUUGGUGACCUCACUGGUUACCAGUUCCAUGGCAGAGACCAGUAUAGUUUUUCCAACUGUAACUGAUUCCAUGAACAAACCAGAGACUAUAGCCUCAGAGGUCACCCACACAGAAACAAGUUCAGCUGUUCCAUCUAUGGCUAUUUCCCACGGGAAGCCAGAUACAACAGUUUCACUGGUUACUCAUCCUGAAGAGACCAGCCCAACUGUUCCCAGGAUAACCUCCAAUGUUUCCCAGAGUGAAUCAGACACCAUACCCUCAACAGCCACCAGUCCUAGGGCAGAAACCAGUUCAGCUGUCCCAGCUACAACUGUCUCACCUGGUGUGCCAGGGAUGGUGACUUCACCAGUUACCAGUUCUGGGACAGAGACCAGUACAGCUUUUCCAGCUCUGACUGGUUCCCUACAUGAACCAGAGACCACAACUUCAUGGGUCACCCAUUCUGAGACAAAAGCCAGUUCAACUGUUCAAACUAUGACUGUUUCCACUGGGAAGCCAGAUACAACAGUCUCACUUGUCACCCAUCCUGAAGAGACCAGUCCAACUGUUCCCAGGACAACCCCCAGUGUUUCCCAUAGUGAAUCUGACACCACACCCUCAACGGCCACCAAACCUGGGACAGAAACCAGUUCAGCUGUCCCAGGUACAACUGUCUCCCCUAGUUUACCAGAUACAGUGAACUCUGAGACAGACACCACUAUGGCUGUUCUACCUUUGACUCUUUCUCCUGGUGAACCAGCAACCACAGCCUUAUUAGUCACCUCUUCCAGUGUAGAGACAAGCACAAAUUCUCCUGCUUCAACUGUUUCUCCUCAUUUAUCAGAAACCACAGCCUCACCAUCCAUCUGGCCUGAGUUGGAGACUAGUAUAACUCUUCCAUCUCAAACUGUUUCUCUCAGUCCACCAAAAACAUUCUCUGUCUUCACCAUACCUGUGACCACGACAGCCAGAGUUGAUUUAAAUCCAACUGUUUCACUUGGUGUUCCCACAGAAACAGCCUCAGUCUCCACUGAGGAGACAGAAAUCAGCACAACUGUUGCAAUGUCAGCUAUUUCCCAUGGUUUACCAGAGACCACAGGUUUACUGGCCACCAGUACUGAAGCCAAGGCCAGUACAAGCCUCCCUGCUCUGACUCUUUCCCCUGGUGGUCUUGGGCCUUCCAGGACCCCUGCAACAACCAUUGAGCUUUAUACUGUAACUUCUGGGAACACAGAAACCUCACCACCUGCAACCUCAGUUGAACUCUCAGAAUUUCCCAAAACUGUGACAGGAGGCACUGUGACCUUGAGACCAUCAGAGACCACAAUGCGACCUAAAACCAGUCAUGUGGAAGGAUUAAGUACAACCACUAUCCUGAAAACCACCACUGUUGAGACCACUCAUUUAGCUGCCACAGGUUCAGGCCCCACUGUGGCCGAGACCACAACCACCUUCAACACACUGGCUGGAAGUCUUUUUGCCCAUGUGACCACACCUGCAACAUCCACCUUGGCCUCUGUGACUGUGACUUCAGGAACAACCAUUGCAGCUACAAUUCCUUUCUUGAUGCCUUUUACUGUCAACUUCACCAUCACCAACCUGAACUACACAGAAAACCUGGGAAACUCAGACUCUAAGAUAUACAAAGCCACUGAGAGAGACCUGCAGCUGCUGCUCAGGCCUUUGUUCAGAAACAGCAGCAUUGGUUCCCGGUACGCCGGCUGUAGACUGACCUUGCUCAGGGCUGAUAAGGAUGAAACAAGCACCAGGAUGGAUGCGGUCUGCACCUACCGCUCAGAUCCCACAGGCUUCAGGCUGGACACAGAACGUCUGUAUUGGGAACUAAGCCAGCAGACCCAGGGUGUCACUCGGCUGGACCACUACACCCUGGACAGGAACAGUCUCUAUGUCAAUGGUUACAACCAUCGGGACUGGAUCCCCACCACCAGCACUCCAAUGACCUCCACCUUCUCUCCAGGACCCCCAGCAUCUCCAACUUCCAUCCCCAGCUCUACAGUUGCAGACACGGGCCCAGCCCUGGUGCCGUUCACCCUUAAUUUCACCAUCACCAACCUGUUCUAUACCCCAGACAUGGGGCGCCGAGGAUCCGAGAAGUUCAACGUCACUGAGAAGGUUCUGAAUCACCUGCUUGGUCCUCUGCUCCGGAACACCAGUGUCGGCCCGCUCCACUCUAACUGCAGACUGACCCUGCUCAGGGCUGAAAAGGAUGGAGCAGCAACUGGAGUGGAUGCCAUCUGCACCUACCAUCCUGACCCCACACGUCCUGGGCUGGACAGAGAAAAGUUGUACCAGGAGCUGAGCCAGCUGACUCAUGGUGUCACCAGGAUGGGCAACUACACUCUGGACAGUAACAGCCUCUAUGUUAAUGGUUAUAACCGUCAGUACGGGAGGCCCACCACCAGCACUCCAGUGACUUCUACAUUCUCUCUGGAAUCUUCCACAUCUCUGUCCCCCAUCCUCAGCUCUACAAGCAUGAGCCCUUCUCUGGUGCCUUUCACCCUCAACUUCACCAUCACCAACCUGAGCUACACAGAGGACAUGAGUCCCCCAGGAUCUGAGCUAUUCAGCACCAUGGAAAGGAUCUUGAGUCGCUGGCUCAAACCCUUGUUCCAGAAUAGCAGUAUUGGACUCCUGUAUUCUGGCUGCCGACUGAUCUUGCUCAGGCCUGAAAAAAACAGAAGAGCCACUGGAGUUGAUGCUGUCUGUACUCACCGACCUGACCCCAUGGGCUUUAAACUAGACCGAGAGAGGCUGUACCAGGAACUGAGCCAUGAGACUCAUGGUGUCACCCAGCUGGGAUUCUUCACUUUGGACAAGGACAGCCUCUAUGUCAAUGGUUACACCCAACGGACCUCAGCCUCCACCCCCAGUGGGGUGGCAAAGAGAGGGAGGGCAGGAUGGACAGAUGGAGAGCUAGUUGGACCAACCACGUGGAGAUUUUUGCACAGGCCUGAGAAGGACGGGGCAGCCACCAGAGUGGACGCCAUCUGCAUGCAUCGCCCUGACCCCAGAGGCCCUGGAUUGGACAGACAGCAGCUGUACUGGGAGUUGAGCCACCUGACCCAUGGCAUCACCCUGCUGGGCCCCUACACCCUGGACAGGGACAGUCUCUACGUCAAUGGCUACACCCAUCAGGCCCUGAACUCCACCCCCAGCAUAGCCAGCCCUGCCCUGGUGCCAUUCACCCUCAACUUCACCAUCAAUAACUUGCACUAUGUGGAGGACAUGCAUCGCCCCGGUUCCUGGAAGUUCAACAACACAGAGAGAGUACUGCAGGAUCUGCUGAGACUCUUGUUCAAUAACACCCGGUUGGGCCACAUAUACUCAGGCUGCAGACUGACAUCGCUCAGGCCUGAAAAGAAUGGAGCAGCCACUGGAGUGGAUGCUGUCUGCACGCACCGCCCUGAUCCAGCGGGCCCUGGGCUGGACAGAGAGCAGCUGUAUUGGGAGCUGAGUCAGCUGACACAUGGUGUCACCCAGCUGGGCCCCUACACCCUGGACCAGGACAGUCUCUACGUCAAUGGUUACUCCCAUCGGACCUCAGCCCCCACUGCCAACACCACUGACCUUCACCUGGUGUCCUUCACCCUGAACUUCACCAUCACCAACAUGCAGUACACGGAGGACAUGGGUCGCCCAUCUUCUCUGAAGUUCAGCGCCACUGAAAGGAUCUUACAGCAUCGACUCAGGGUCUUGCUCAGUAAGACCAGUGUCGGCCCCCUCUAUGCUGGCUGCAGCCUGGAGUUGCUCAGGCCUGAAAAGAGGGGAGCGGCCACUGGAGUGAAUGUAGUCUGCAGACUCCACUCUGACCCUGCAAGACCUGCACUGAACAAAGAGCAGCUCUACUGGGAACUGAGCCGUGGGACGGACGGCAUCACCCAGCUGGGCUCCUUCAGUUUGGACAGAAAUAGCCUCUUCGUGAAUGGUUACACCUAUGCAGCCCUGGCCCCCGCUACCACCCCUGGGGAGGUCAGUGAGGAGCCCUUCACGCUGAACUUCACCAUCGACAACCUGCGCUACUCGGCAGACAUGGGUCACCCAGGCUCCCACAAGUUCAACAUCACAGACACCCUCAUGCAGCACCUGGUGAGAUGCCUGCUUCCCCGCUCACCCCACCGUGUCCCUCCUGUGCACCGACCACACAGUGGCUCUCUCCUUCCUCUCCAGCUCAGCCCGUUGUUCCAGAGGAGCAGCCUGGGUGCCCGGUAUGCCGGCUGCAGGGUCAUCUCCCUAAGGUCUGUGAAGAAUGGUGCCAAGACACGUGUGAACAUCCUCUGCACCUACCGGCAGUCCCCGAGCAGCCCCAGUCUGCUCGCCAAGCAGGUGUUCCAUGAGCUGAGCAGACAGACCCACGGCAUCACCCGGCUGGGUCCCUAUUCUCUGGACAAGGACAGUCUCUACCUCAAUGGUUAUAAUGAACGUGGUCCAGAUGAGCCUCCUACAACUCCGGCACCAGCUACCACGUUCCUUCCUACUUCACCAUCACCUGUGCAGCCAGAAUCCACCACAGGUAUUGGAGAAGCGGAGCCAUCAAUUCACCCACCAACGGACCAACCAAUGAUCAGUCCCAGUUUCCAGAAAGUCCAGCUAAAUUUCACUAUCACCAACCUAUUCUAUUCUCAGGACAUGAAACAGCCAGACACUCCCAAAUACCAGAGAAACAAGAAAAAUAUUGAGGAUGCGCUCAACCAGCUCUUCCGAAACAGCAGCAUCAAGACUCAUUUUUCUGACUGUGAAGUUUCAGCAUUCAGGUCUGUCCCUCCAAGCAAUCACACUGGGGUAGACGCUGAGUGUAACUUCAUGCUUCUGACUCGGAGUCCAUACCAAGUUGUCAUCUAUGAGGAAUUCCUGCGUCUGACCAAGAAUGGUACUCAGCUGCAGAAUUUCACCCUGGACAGGAACAGUCUCCUUGUGGAUGGGUAUUCUCCCAACAGAAACGAAGUCGUGACUGAGAAUUCUGACCUCCCCUUCUGGGCCAUCAUCCUCAUCUGCCUGGCGGGACUCCUGUUGCUCAUCAUGGUCCUGAUCAGCUUUUUCCUGGUCACUGUCCACCGGCGGAAGAAGGAGGCAGACUAUGAGGUUCAGCAACAGCAGCCCAAUAGCAUGGGCCAUUACCUGCCACACCUGGACCUGAGGAAGCUGCAGUGA
Dama dama (fallow deer) is the source of this 12657-nucleotide messenger RNA. Its product is annotated as mucin-16-like. The record is from RefSeq and is a predicted model, not a curated record. Lineage: Eukaryota; Metazoa; Chordata; Mammalia; Artiodactyla; Cervidae.